Gavia stellata (red-throated loon) is the source of this 2082-nucleotide messenger RNA. It is a transcript of the gene SNX27, whose product is annotated as sorting nexin 27. Gene Ontology annotation, biological process: intracellular protein transport; signal transduction. The record is from RefSeq and is a predicted model, not a curated record. Bases 1 to 1662 code for a protein of 553 amino acids. The transcript is spliced from 13 exons. Gene Ontology annotation, cellular component: early endosome. NCBI's taxonomy places the organism in Eukaryota, Metazoa, Chordata, Aves, Gaviiformes, Gaviidae. Gene Ontology annotation, molecular function: phosphatidylinositol-3-phosphate binding; protein binding.
AUGGCGGACGAGGAGGGCGAAGGGCUGCUGCGCUCGGCGGCGGCGCCGCACCGGAACGGCGGCGGUGAGGGGGCCCCGGCGGGGCCGGGCGGCCCCCGCGUAGUCCGUAUCGUCAAGUCGGAGUCCGGCUACGGCUUCAACGUCCGCGGUCAAGUGAGCGAGGGCGGCCAGCUGCGGAGCAUCAACGGCGAGCUCUACGCCCCGCUGCAGCAUGUCAGCGCCGUGCUGGGCGGCGGGGCGGCCGACCGCGCCGGGGUGCGCAAGGGGGACCGCAUCCUGGAGGUGAAUGGGGUGAAUGUCGAAGGAGCAACACACAAGCAAGUGGUGGACCUGAUUCGUGCAGGAGAGAAGGAGUUAAUUCUGACGGUGUUGUCCGUGCCUCCCCACGAGGCCGAUAAUCUCGAUCCGAGUGAUGAUUCUUUGGGGCAGUCAUUCUAUGACUACACGGAAAAACAGGCUGUGCCCAUCUCCAUCCCCACGUACAAGCAUGUGGAGCAAAACGGCGAGAAGUUUGUGGUCUACAACGUUUACAUGGCGGGCCGCCAGCUCUGCUCAAAGCGGUACCGGGAGUUUGCCAUCCUGCACCAGAACCUGAAACGGGAAUUUGCCAACUUCACUUUUCCACGUCUCCCAGGGAAGUGGCCGUUCUCUUUGUCGGAGCAGCAGCUGGACGCCCGGCGGCGAGGGCUGGAGGAGUACCUGGAGAAAGUAUGUUCGAUACGUGUCAUUGGGGAGAGCGACAUCAUGCAGGAGUUCCUGUCAGAGUCGGACGAGAAUUACAACGGCGUCUCGGACGUGGAGCUCCGAGUAGCAUUACCGGAUAUAACAACAGUGACAGUCAGAGUCAAAAAGAACAGCACUACAGACCAGGUGUACCAGGCUGUGGCUGCGAAAGUUGGAAUGGACAGUAUUACCGCAAACUACUUCGCCUUGUUUGAAGUGAUCAAUCACUCCUUUGUGCGCAAACUGGCGCCCAACGAAUUCCCCCACAAACUCUACGUGCAGAACUACACCUCGGCAGUGCCGGGAACGUGCCUGACCAUCCGGAAAUGGCUCUUCACUACAGAGGAGGAGGUUCUUCUCAAUGACAACGACCUGGCGGUCACCUACUUCUUCCAUCAGGCUGUUGAUGAUGUCAAGAAAGGCUACAUCAAAGCAGAGGAGAAGUCCUACCAGUUACAGAAGCUGUGUGAGCAGAGAAAGAUGGUCAUGUAUUUAAACAUGUUACGGACGUGCGAGGGUUACAACGAGAUCAUCUUCCCCCAUUGCUCCUGUGACUCUCGGCGGAAGGGACAUGUGAUCACAGCCAUCAGCAUUAAGCACUUUAAACUCCAUGCCUGCACAGAGGAGGGCCAGCUGGAGAACCAGGUAAUAGCAUUCGAAUGGGAUGAAAUGCAGCGGUGGGACACGGACGAAGAGGGAAUGGCAUUUUGUUUUGAAUACGCACGAGGAGAGAAGAAACCCCGAUGGGUUAAAAUCUUCACCCCCUAUUUCAACUACAUGCACGAGUGCUUCGAACGGGUUUUCUGCGAGCUCAAGUGGAGGAAGGAGGUGGAGGAGGAAGCAACAGACAAGGAUAACAAGAACUGCAGUAAAGACAAUAUGUGCAGCAAGAAUAUCUUUCAGAUGGUCAGGUCACAGCAGAGGGACGCAGCCACUUAGCCCCUCGUCACGGAAGAACGUAACCCCCCCCCAAUUAACACUUAAAAUUCUGUUAUUGUAUUAAAGCCCUUAAACUAAAUAUUAUUAAUAAUAAUACCAUUUGUGAACUUCAUGUUUAUGGAAUUAAGCAACUAGGGUAAAUGGCAGGCUUGGCCGAGAAAAGAGGGGAAAACAGUGUUGGAUGGCAGAGGAGCUGCCCGAGGGCGUUCUGUCCCCUCCUUCCACUUGGGUCCUGUUCCAGAAGAUGGACUGUGCUUUUAUUUUUUACAACUGGAACUAGAAACAUCAUCCAUUUGCACUGGUCAGACAUAUAUAUGUAUGUAUGUAAAAAAACAAACAAACCCACCACCCACCCCUAAAAAGCUCUAUAUACAAAUACCGUGCACGUAUAUACAUAUAUAUAUAUUUCUUUUAAAAUUU